AUGGCGUUUUCACGCUCACACACUUUCUCUCUACUCGCGGCUCUGCUGCUGCUGGCUGUCUGCGCGGACGCAGCGCCGACGGUGGCGCAAUUCCGAAAAGAACUCACGGCGCUGAGGGCGGUGGUUAAGCAGCAGAAGAACUACUCGGCGUUCGUGAGAGGCAUCGACAGAAUGCUCCAGUACCCCGACUCAAUGCUGCCUCAGAUAUUCAACACCACGCUACUCAUCCCCACCAACAAAGCCAUAAUGAGCCUUGGCAUUCCAACCCUAAAGAACAAUACCGCAAUGGAGGCCAUCGGGAAAUACAACGUCCUGCUGAAGCAAUACACGGGCGCGCAGCUGCUGAAGCUCGCUAAGAACACGCUGCUUAAGACUAAGGCCAAGGAUAUGUUGGUGCGGUACGCGUCCACCGGCGCGAAUGCCGGGAAAAUCGUGCUGCGCCCUCCGAGUGCACCUGCUGCGAAGCAGGGGGUUGUGGUGACUGCUGAUCUCUACACGGGCAAGUUCCUCAAGGCGCAUGGCUUGUCCGCGUUUUUCCGCCCCAAGGUGUCGCAGGUGUCGUCGCGAGUGGUAACAUUCCUCAUGAAUCUCGUCAUCGCCAGACGCCUCUCGCCACAGGAGUUUGGGAUGGCAGCGGUGCAGUUCCAGCUGCUCACAUCCACCAUUCUCUUCGUCAGCAGAGAGGGCUUCCGCAGAGGCUGCCUGCGAGCCGACGGCAACACCGAUUCCUCCUCCUCCGCCUCCUCCCCCGCCUCACCCCUCUACUGGGCGCGGAUGGUCUCAGCAGCAUGGCUGGUCGUCCCUACAGGCAUCUCCCUAGCAGCAGCAGCCUGUGCCUUCGUGCUGCAUUACCAGCAUCUCCCUCUCUCAGACCCCUACGCCCAAGCCAUUCUCCUCCACGGGGUGGCAGCAGCAGUGGAGUUGGUAUCAGAGCCGCUGUAUAUCCUGUCCCAGGCGCUGCUGCUGGUGCGGUUGAGAGCGGUGCUGGACGCCGUUGCAACGGUGGUGCGGUGUGUGGUGACGCUGCUGCUGGUGCUGGGGGGGAUUGGCAGGACUGGGGGACUGGUGUUCGCCUAUGCGGAGCUGGCCUUCAGCUCCUCCCUCGUCAUCGGCUACUGGGGUUUCUUCCUGCUCCACCCCUCCGUUCGAGCUCUGGGUCCCAGUCAGAGCGGAGAGGAGAGAGAUGUGGCAGAAGGCAGCAAGAAGCAGGAGGGGGAAGGAGGAGAGGGAGAAGGGAAAGGAGAGGGAGGAGGCGAGGGAGAGGGAGGGCUUAGGAGGCGAGCAAUUGGGAGGGAUGGAAAGGAGGGAUCUGAUGGGGGGAAGUUGCAGGAAAGGCACGGAGGGGAGAAUGAGGUGGGAGGUAGUGCUGGUGAAGGGUCUGGUGCCAUGAUUCCGCUGCUACCGUGCAAGCUCCCAGGCCGCCCGCUGCUGCACUGGCCGCUGCUGCGGCUGUGUGGGGCGUUCUCGCUGCAGGCAGCGGUGAAGCAGGUGCUGGGGAAGGGCGAUGAGAUGGUGCUGGUGGCCAUGGAGAGCGCGUACAACCAGGGCGUGUACGGGCUCGUGGUCAAGCUGGGCAGUCUCGUGGUGCGCUCUGUCCUACAGCCAUUCGAGGAGAGUGCGUUCAUCAUAUUCGCCCGCACUGCUCCCUCCCUUGCCUCCGCGUCUCACACCGCUCAUGCUCCCAAUGCUGUCGGAAAGGAAGGCAGCAAUGCGAAGGGGGGACGUGAAUCAGUGGCCAGAGUGCUGCUACUGGCAGUGAAGGCUGUGAACGUGCUAGGGCUCAUAUUCGUGGCAUUCGGGCCGCCCUUCUCCUACUCGCUGCUCUCACUGCUCUACGGCCCCACCUGGACCGCCACCGAGGCUCCACUCUCCCUCGCCUGCUACUGCCCCUACAUCAUGGCCCUCGCUCUCAACGGCACCACAGAGGCGUUUGUGCACGCAGUGCUGAGUGAGAGGCAGCUAGCUCAAUCCAACGGGUGGCUGCUGCUCUUCUCGCUGCUGCACAUGGCGCUCAGUGCACUGCUCAUCCGCGUGGCCUCCUCCCCCGGGCUCAUACUCGCCAACUGCUGCAACAUGGCAAUGAGGAUCGCAUAUUCGGCUACCUUCAUCAGUCAAUACUUCAAGACAACGCCCAACUUCUCUCUGUGGCACUCGCUGCCAUCCUUCCCAGUCCUCGCAUCCUUCGCAACAGCAUCCCUCAUCUCCUUCGCCUCCCAGCACCUCCUCCUCUUCCGCAGAAGCUACAUCUCUCCUUCCUCCCCUCCCUCCCCUUUCUCCGCGGCCUCCCUCGCCCACAUUGCUAUUGGCGCGCUGUGCUUUGCAGCUGUCAUGGGCGCAUUGUGGCAUUGGGAGAGGAAGUUCUUCGCAGAGCUCAAGGCAACUUCAAGAUCAGCCAAGGCGAGCAAGCAGGAGUGA
Closterium sp. Naga37s-1 is the source of this 2415-nucleotide messenger RNA. Lineage: Eukaryota; Viridiplantae; Streptophyta; Zygnematophyceae; Desmidiales; Closteriaceae. The record is from the annotation of a GenBank genome assembly.